AUGGCCGUAAUCAAGGCCCAAGCUGGUGAUGCACUCACUCGGACCUCCAAACGCCAUGCCCGCUCAGAUGACGGAGGCAGUAGUGGUGCUGGUGGAACUGGACAUAUUGUCAAUCAAUUAGCUCUUCCCAAGCUCAGAGGGAUCUUGACCCUUAUUCAAUCUGAAGAUGAUCGCACACCGUUUGCAAUGGCAAAGCUUGCUUCUGGGAAGGAGGUUGACCACACAUCACAUCUACAAGCAAUUCCUGGGACUGUGAAGAUCCUCUCACAUCAUCCUGUGAUGCAUAAGAAGGACACCAAUCUCUUGAUCACCUACUAUGCUGGUCCCCAUCUUCUGUGGUACUGCAGCACCUACCAGUACAGGUCCUCUCAAGUACCACCCCCCCUUCAGGUAGCCAAGGACCUCCUUGCAACAGUCCAGGCCAUACACGAUGCAGGUUUUGUGCAUCUUGAUAACAAACCUGCAAACAUCUGUGUACCUGAUGGCAUUCUGAGCAGUCCUGGCAUUGUUCUUAUUGACUUUGGAUCCUCAGAAAAGAUUCCUGGUCAUGUCCAUUACCCAUUUGGGACUGUUGGAUGGCUUGCCCCUGAAGCUGAAUGUGAACAAGAGGAUGUCGAUUUAUGUUUGGUAGAUGUCUGGGCUACUGAGAAGGUGCUUCUUUGCAUGUGCCAAGGUCUUCCACAGGAGGUCAAUGGGAUGUCUCUACUCAAAGAGGUUGGUGAGGCUUUGAGUGUGCCGACACCUGUGGAAAGGAUCUCACUGGUUGCAGCCAGGGAGAAGUUACUAGUACUUGAAGCUGGCCAUAUUGCUUGA
Molecule: messenger RNA, 813 nt
Organism: Marasmius oreades (fairy-ring Marasmius)
Lineage: Eukaryota; Fungi; Basidiomycota; Agaricomycetes; Agaricales; Marasmiaceae
Exons: 4
Coding region: 1-813 (270 amino acids)
Biological process (GO): protein phosphorylation
Molecular function (GO): ATP binding; protein kinase activity
Source: RefSeq, a predicted model, not a curated record